AUCAAGAAGCUGUUGGCGCAGCGCGGGGGGCCAGGUAGUGAGACUGACCUGAAUGAGAUGGCGUCCGUGGUCGUGCAGUACAUCCCUUCUGUGUGGCAUGGUCGCCAUCCGCCCUCCACCAUGGGCGUGAGGAGCGUGUCCGAGAUGAGGAUGGCGACCAAGGACGGGCAUUGGCAUGUGGCGCAGCACCUCGAGGUGAGCGGCGACCCAGCGGCCAGCCUGGCCCAAGCAAGAGAACUGCGCGACGCUAUGGGCGCCUUCACGUCCGACGCGAAGCUGGCGGCCCACCUCUCCAGCAUUGGCAAGAAGAA
Molecule: messenger RNA, 311 nt
Organism: Prorocentrum cordatum
Lineage: Eukaryota; Dinophyceae; Prorocentrales; Prorocentraceae
Source: the annotation of a GenBank genome assembly